AUGGAAUAUAUACUAAAUUUGACAGCUGAAAGAUCUGUCGUAAGAGAAUCGUUGAAGGGUACGUAA
Molecule: messenger RNA, 66 nt
Organism: Debaryomyces tyrocola
Lineage: Eukaryota; Fungi; Ascomycota; Pichiomycetes; Serinales; Debaryomycetaceae
Source: the annotation of a GenBank genome assembly